UAAUUUGAGAAAUAGACGAGGCUACGAGGCUGGCACUGAACCACAUGAUGUUCACACCACAGGGCUCCAGGUUGCGACCAUUUUGGUCGCACAAAAAACUGUCAACUGUGACUAAACAUUUUCAUUGGUCACACUGGUGCGCCUGAAAUUUAGCAGGUCUGAUUAAAAAAAUUAUGUGUAAAAAUAUUUUUUAACAAACAUCAACUGGAUGUGCAGUGGUGAUGCGCAGAUUGGCACUAAUGUGAUCCGAAUCCCCACUUACACAUAAAUCCUCCAUAAACUAAUUAUUUUCUCCAAUAUAGAGACCCGCACCAGCAUGGACAUUUCUCUCCACCUCUACUGGUCCAUGGAGGCUUUAUUGCCAUUGAAAUGAUGUCGAGCAGCACAAGCUUUCCAGGUUUCAAAGCACAGGGGAAUCAGACCAUGUCUACAAUGAACACAGAAGGACAAGAGCAUGCAGUCCUGUUAAACUUCCUCUCCAAACUGGGACUGAAGGAAUUUCAUCCUAACAAGCUCACUCUUCGGUCUCUCAUGGAGAUCAACAAAAACAACAUAUAUGAAGAAGAUGUUUUAUCACUGGAGGAAAUACCACAGUGGUUUCUCAGAAAACUAUUUAAAAUCAAUGCUGAAUGCAGGAACUGCCCACAAUUAUCAAACAAUGAUGAUGACGACGACGACGACGACGACGACGACGACGACGACGACGACACGGAUCUCCUAGACCUUCCCACUGCUGAGGAUAAUGAGGUUAACCCUCUUGAUCUCAUAGCAGCACUCUUCCUUUGUGCUGACAGCUUCUUGCAACAGGAAAUGGCCCUCAAGAUGUCAAUGUGCCAGUUUUCUGUCCCACUGCUGUUGCCCCAUGGCAAUAACAGUCAGUGUACCCUGAUGCUGUGGGCUCUGAGAGACAUCGUCAAAGAGUGGCGUCCACAUGAUUUGUCUGAAUCGAGAGGGUUUGUUGAAGACAACAUUGUUCAAGCAAAUAUACCCUUCUAUUCCUUUGUGAGGCUGAAAAACUGUAGUUUAUCCAAGUCCCAGAUUUUGAAUCAUAUUCUCAGCCGUGGCCAGCAGAAUCACAAUAUGUUCAUACACAGAGACAUGAAAGGAGGAGCACAUGAAAGGAAAAUUGCCAAUGGAUUGGUAGAGGUUUGCUGGUACCUUCCCUGUGGCAGACAAAAUCUUGACAUAUUUCCAAAACCAGUUGCCUUCGCCAAUCUGAGAGGAGACAUUGGUCAAUCACUCGCACAGUUCAGGUUUCUUUUUCAAGUGUCAACUGCUACCUUUGUAUUUCUGGACAAAGUUGAAGAAAAUGAGCACAAGAUUCUGACUUCUCUUCAAGAAGUGAGCUUGAAACUAUUCUUCGUUGUUAAUCGCAAGGCGCCGAAUGCUACAGAGGAUAAGAUGUCUGUCAAGACAACACUGAAAGAAUUAGAUUUACCAAAGAGCAGUGUGAAAACCAAAGUUCCAAGCGUAAAUGUUGCAGAGUUUUCAGAGAAACUCUGCGGAGCCAUCGAGAACUCAUUGACAGAUGUACACACUGGAAUGAACAUUGAAAAUAUGGUUGAAACGGCUGUUGAACUUGGUUUGUCUGUGGACGAAAGCAAAACCAACGAACAAAAGAAGGCAGCUGAGGAGAUUGUUAAAGGAAUUGGGGUGCGGAGUAUACCAGACUACAAGAACCAACAACUUCCUUUGCAAGGCGUUAACUGGAAAAGGUUAUCACAGAUUGAAAUGGAAGAAUGUAGGUUUAAAAAAGCUGGCGAUGUAGGACUGGAAGAAUAUAAAUCUCAGCUACAGGCAGAAAAACAACAGAUUAUGAAGGAGCUUGGCAAACACAAACUGUCAGCUGCUAUGAAGAGUUUUAUUGAAAACUUAUCCAGAAGUGACAAAGAGAAAAGAGAUCUUUUCCUUAAGUGGUUGAAAAUUAAACUGAAUGCACAUUUGCAGUCUGUCAUUAAAGCAUCUUUACUGCAUUACAGUAAGCACUGCAACAAAAAGGAGAAAGACGUGAAAGAGAUUGCAGAGUUGGAUCAGGCGUUGCUGGCUAGCUCUUUAGGAAUAGAGCAUUACAUGAGAGAGAUGGGACUGAUCUAUGAGGUUUCCUUUCAAUCACAAGACACUGCUGGUAAAAUGUCUCAUCUCCCUGGUUUGGCUGCUGAAAUGCUGCUGGAUGGGUAUCUUUUAGAGCUCUUGGAUGGAGAUGCUUCCAACAUCCCAGAGAGAUGGGUGACAGAUGUAUUAAUGGAGCUUCACAAGAAGGUUGGAGAGAAGAGCAGACUGUUGGUACUGACUGUGUUGGGUGUUCAAAGUACCGGGAAGUCGACACUCCUCAACACCAUGUUUGGUGUGCAGUUUCCUGUCAGCAGUGGCAGAUGCACGAGAGGAGCUUAUAUGCUCUUCCUCAGAGUGGGUGAGGAUAUGCAAUGCAAGCUGAACUGUGAGUUUGUAGUUCUCAUUGACACAGAAGGUCUUAAGUCUCCUCAUUUGGCACAACUAGAAGACAGUAAUGAGCAUGACAACCAGCUGGCAACCUUUGUCAUCGGGUUAAGUGAUGUUACCGUUAUCAAUGUUGCAAUGGAGAACUCAACAGAAAUGAAAGAUGUCCUGCAAAUUGCAACCCAUGCAUUCUUGAGAAUGAAGGAAAUUGGUAAAAAGCCAGUUUGUCAUUUUGUGCACCAGAAUGUUUCUGGAGUCUCAGCUCAUGCAAAGACCAAGACCGAAAGAAAACAUCUCUUGGACCAACUCAAUGAAAUGACUCAAAUUGCAGCUGAAAUGGAAAGGCAGCCUUCUAUAAAGGCAUUCACAGAUGUGCUGGACUAUGACAUGGAAAAAAACAACUGGAACAUCCCAGGACUCUGGCAGGGGACUCCACCAAUGUCACCAGUGAACACAGGUUACAGUGAAGCUGUAGCAGAUUUCAAGAAAAAUCUUUUGGAGACAGUGAAAAGUGACAGAAACGAUAAUGUCUCACAGAUCCCAGAGUUUUUAGAAUGGAUGAGAAGUCUGUGGAAAGCAGUCAAAUAUGAGAACUUCAUCUUUAGUUUCAGAAACACUCUUGUGGCCUAUGCGUACGACAACCUUUGCCAAGAGUUCAAUCAGUGGGAAUGGGAGUUCAGAAAAGAGAUUCUCUCCUGGCAGACAGCAGCAGAGUUUGAAAUCGUAAAUGCUGACAACAAACCUGAGCUCCAUCAUGUCAAUAAAUUGGUUGAAUCAAAAAAAUCACAGGUGUUGGACAAAAUAGCAGACCAACUAACAAUAAUGCAGCAGAAACUUCAGGAAUACUACAAAAGGAAAGACAGACAUGUGUGUCUGAUAGAGAAAUACAAAACUGAAUUUUUCAACAGUAUCAGAAGUCUUGCAAAUGAAAUCCAACAUUCAGUAAACAAUAAAUUGGAUUGUGCACUUGAGCUAAGAAAAAGUUCAAAAGAGGUUCAGGACAUUCAAAGAAAACACAGAGAAGUGAUUGAAGAACAAGUUAUGAAACUCUUGAGCGACUGCAAACACCGCACACUGUCUGAAGAAGAAUUGGAAAAUGAGUUUGAAAAGAUGUGGGCUGAAGUCACUGAAAAUGUGACUGGCCUGAAAGAACAAGAUAUAUCUGCAAGAAUCCUCGAACAGUUGAGAAAAAAUGUCUUAAAUCGUAACGUCAAUGAGGAAUUACAGAACAUUGGAGACCUAAAAGAAAUUGUGAAGGGUCCAUUUAAGGCCAAAACUGAACACGUAAAAACAUUUAAAACUGAAAUUACAAAUAUGUUCAAGAAAAAAGAAACAAAGAGAGAGUUGCAGAGCUUUGCAGACGGUGUCAUUGAGUCUUGUAAACGGUUUGUACUUGAAACUGCAAAAACAAACACAGAUUACAAUGAUUGUUUUACAAAGGAGCUUCUGGAAAAAGUAGAUGAGUCCUUUAAACAAUGCAGAAUGUGUUACAAGCCCAAGUUUGAGAUCGACCUGAAACUUCACAUUUGUGGCAUUGCCUCAACAGAGUUCCUUCACAUGCACAGAGAAUUCUUGAAAGAUAGGGAUCCCAAAAUUCAGCUGGAGAAGUACAAGCCACAGUACUUGUUAGAUUUUCUCGAUUUAUACAAAGAGAGAGAUCACUGCCAACGCAAAGCAGCUGAUUAUGUCAGAUGUUGUAUCAAGCCUGCUGUUGAAGAGUUCAUCAGUAGAUCUCUGGGAGUACACAUUGUGGAUGAAAUUUUGACAAGUUGCCAUUCAGCAGAGUACAGUUCCCGCUCCUUUUUCCAGUACAACAUUCAGGAAGAGUUGCUGCGAAAGGACGAUUUUGACAGUUUUGUCAAGUACAUUUGUAAUUAUGAAAUAUAUGUUAAGGAUUGGAUAUUUCAGCAGAUCCUGCAAAACAUGUCAAAGGACAAGACUCUGUGCAAACUGAAGAACAGGAAUCUGCAAGUCAUAGUUCAAAAAAUUACAGAAGCAACAGAACGGGCCUCAAAAGGAGAGGGUGGUGUUCUGCUGCCAGACGACCAGAAAAGCAUCGCACAGCUCAUCAACAACAUGCGCAAAUAUUUGAUCAAAGACGUCUCACUUUCAGUGGAGGCUGAAAAAACCACCCUGUUUCAAAUCCAAAGCACAUGCCAUCCGUUUAAAAGGAGCCUCAUUACAUCAUUGAGUGAACUGAAGGAACAGCUGCAUGAGAAGUUCUCAAGCUCUGAAGACAUCACUGAGACUCUGAACAAACUUCCAAUCAAACCACAAGCUGAGCUUUUCAAGCGGGUGUUUGGCUGUGGACAACAAUGUCCAUUUUGUAAAGUUCCUUGUGAGGCUGGAGGCAAAGACCACAGGACACAUCACGCAGCUCUUCAUCGGCCAAAAGGUUUUGGUGGAUAUAAGAUUGUGGACACUCAAAAGCUGGUUGAAACACUGUGUACAACGGAUGUGCAAGGUGAACGUAAAUUCAGAAACACAGACACUAAAGGGAAGUACCAUCCUUACAAGGAAUACGCCAAGUACUAUCCAGACUGGCACAUUCCUCCAGACUGCACCAUAGAGGCAUCUGACUACUGGAAGUAUGUCAUGGUAAAAUACAAUGACAGAUUUGCCCAAAAAUACAAAGCAAAGCCAGCUGGUGUUCCAGAGGCCUGGAGGAGCAUCACAAAGGCACAAGCACUGAAGGGAUUAAAGGAUGCCUUCAACAUAAAGUGAACGACAUACAAUCCUGACAAAUAUCUUUAAACAAAACAACGCUCAAUCAUAAACAAAUGUAUAGUUUGGAGAAAGCCAAAGGAUGGUGGACUGAACCCGUUAGGGCAGCAGAACAAUCAGUCAAGUUAAAGACAGAUCAAUACGGUUUAAAAAAUGAUCAACUUGGCUGAACCCUUGUCUUUACUUAGAAAACUAGAAGUCGUCAGCCGAAUUCAGUGUAAUGAGAAACAACUCAAAUGUUUUAGAACCUGUGCAUGAAAUUAUUUAAGCAUGACAGAAUUAAAAGCAUACAAGAUUUCAUGUUUUAUUUGUAAGUGUCUGUUGUUUUGUUAGUGUAACUGAUUUUGUGGCUCAAACUCAAAUAAGGACUAAACCAGCGACUGCCAGUGAAAACUGUGGUAUCCUUUGGUCUGGUGAACAUGAUGAAUGAUCAGCUGAACAAGUUUCAGACAAGCUGAAAGGCUGGAAACCGUUAUGUCAGACUUUUAAACAUGUUAUAUACUGUUUCUUGUUUGUUUUUUGUUUGAAGAUUACAAAUGUUUUGCUUUUUUUAUCAAUUUUCUAUAGACCCGCAUGCAUAAUGACUGGUGUGGUUUUUAUUUUUUGGUUUGUUAAAAUAUUUUUUUCCUUUUUUUUCAAGAUGCGACAUUUCUACAUGUAUAAUGACUCGUGUGCACAAUUAUGAUGUUAUAUAUUAAUUAUGAUUUUGUUUUUUGAUUACAACUCUUUGUUUAGAGUUUUCUUUGUUCAUAUUUUUAUAUGCAUUAUAACCAGUGUGCACAAUAAUGAUGACGACAGUGAUAAUGAGGAUUUCCUACAAAGACCAUGUGGAAAAGAUGUUUUGUAACGGAUACGUCAGCAUGGUUCAUUCAUUGCUUCACAGUUGGCUUUCUAAUCGUUACUUGCAAAGAAAAACAAGAAAUAAAAAAUGAUGUGUAUUUGUUACCAGUCAGUACAUAACAAAGACUUUUGAUGCUGACUUGCUUACUUUCCUUUUUUUUCUAUUAUUCUUUUAAAUAAUAAUAUGGUUAUCAAACUAAUAUAGUGACUAGUGUGCACAACAAUGAUGAUGAUGUAGGCCUCUGUGGAACAAAAGCUUGGAGAGUAAAUAAAUCAGCAUUAGUUGGAUUUUUGCUUCAUGCACACAGACUGUGGCGUCCUUUCAAGUGUUGUUAAUGAUUGACUCAUGAUUUUCAUUAUUUUAGACAGAAGAUGUGUUGAACAAGUAACAAAUAAGUUAAAAAGCUGGAAAUGGUUUUAUCUCUGACUUAAACAUGUCUUGUUUUUUUUAAUUAUUUUUGAUGAUGACAAAAGUGUUUCCCUCGUUCGUCUUGCUACACAGCUCUGUGCAUAAUAACUAGAGCCAAAGAUAAUGAGGCUGAUGUUGUUGAUAAUGAUGUUGAAGUACAAAGGCCAUGUGAAACAGAUGCUUUCUAAUAUGUCAUCAUUAUUCUUUAAUAUUUUUUUCUGUUUGAUUUCCAAUAGGAACAUGCAUGACACACAUUUGAUAAAAGUCAGUGAAUAAGAAAUGUAUGUUGCUGUGACUGGCUUUGCUGUUCAUGUUUAAAUAAGGUCUGAAUCCGCCAACAGCAGGUAACACUGCGGCAUCCUCUUGUCUGUUGACCAUGUUGAACUUCAGACCGAUGAUGAGUUGAACAAACUACAAGAAAGUUGCUAUAUUUGUCAUAUUUGUUAACAUUUUCUGUAGUUUUUUGGUUGAAUUUUGAUUAUUACAAAUGUUUAUUUUUUCCUUUUUUUCAAGUUGAUAAACAGUACAGUUAUGUGCACAAUGACGAGUGAUAACGAUGAUUUAUAUGCAAAGAUCAUGUGGAAAAAAUUGAAAUAAAUAUAAUAUUUUAAAAAAGAA
Siniperca chuatsi (mandarin fish) is the source of this 7027-nucleotide messenger RNA. Its product is annotated as up-regulator of cell proliferation-like. The record is from RefSeq and is a predicted model, not a curated record. Bases 370 to 5160 code for a protein of 1596 amino acids. The transcript is spliced from 3 exons. Lineage: Eukaryota; Metazoa; Chordata; Actinopteri; Centrarchiformes; Sinipercidae. Gene Ontology annotation, molecular function: GTP binding.